CCAUCCCUAACCAUCACUUAUUUAUGAAUGUAGUCCAGGUUUACUGUCACAAUCCCUCAAUACGGAGCAGAUGGUUAGCAGUCCAAUAUUUUGAGGCAGAUCCUGUGUCAUUUCUGAAAUGAUACUAAACCUGAGUGAUUGGCAUACCUCAUUUGGAUAACCUGUUCCUGAUAAAUAAAUUAGGCUUUUGGUUGCGCGUAAAAAAAUAAGCCACAAUGUUUGUUUCAAGCAUUUUUUUUUUUUUAUUGUUUGUUUCUAUAAAUCAUCUUUAUUUUUUUUAAGGGUUAUGGAGUCACUGAAUAUUUUAAGAUAUUUGUUACUACUGGAAAGAAAGAGUUGUACUGGAAUAUGGACAGACUUGUGCGACACCGCAGACAGUUAUACAAAGUUACUACGAGUGUGUCUUAAAAUGUCAAAAUCAUACUAUGGAACAGAGUUAAAAAAUUUAAGAGAAAAUAAGAGAAUAAAGGCCAAAGAAUUUAAAGAGGCCUUUGGGAACCGAAAAGUCCAGAGCAUGAUUGUAAAUACUGAGAAGCUUGGCAGCAUGCCACGUGAUGCACAAGAUAAGGUUUUACAGUGCGCCCUGGUCACAUAUGACUUAAUGGAGAGCCUUGUGGUCCAUAUAGAGGAGAUCAUAGAGGGGAAUCAAGAAUGAAUAAAGUGGCACAAUUACUCCUUUCUAAACUUGAACACUCUAUUUAUUUAUG
This is a messenger RNA of Paramisgurnus dabryanus, 707 nucleotides long. Lineage: Eukaryota; Metazoa; Chordata; Actinopteri; Cypriniformes; Cobitidae. The record is from RefSeq and is a predicted model, not a curated record.